Messenger RNA from Penicillium canariense, 1731 nucleotides. RefSeq names its product delta-1-pyrroline-5-carboxylate dehydrogenase prnC (gene prnC). Gene Ontology annotation, molecular function: L-glutamate gamma-semialdehyde dehydrogenase (NAD+) activity. Gene Ontology annotation, cellular component: mitochondrial matrix. The record is from RefSeq and is a predicted model, not a curated record. The transcript is spliced from 4 exons. Bases 1 to 1731 code for a protein of 576 amino acids. NCBI's taxonomy places the organism in Eukaryota, Fungi, Ascomycota, Eurotiomycetes, Eurotiales, Aspergillaceae.
AUGCAGUCCUCUCUGCUGCGCUCUGGUGCGCAGCUCUUGUCUCGCCGGGCAUGCCGCGUUCCUAGCUCGAGCUCUCGCGCACUCGGUACUUACGCCACUUUCAAAAUUCCACAGAUCAACAAUGAGCCCAAUAAACACUAUGUCCCCGGCAGCGCGGAUCGUAAGGCCUUAGAAGAUGCGUUGGCUUCAUACAAGCAAACGGCACCUUUGAACGUGCCUUUGGUGGUGGCCGGCAAGGAGAUUAAGAGCUCCCAAACCUUCACCCAGAGCAAUCCGUCCUCCCACGCGCCCGUUGCUACUUACUCCAACGCCUCCUCCGCCGAUGUGGAGGCUGCCAUUGCUUCCGCGCUCGCGGCCCGCAAGUCGUGGGCUGCCACACCCUUCGCGGAGCGUGCCAGUAUUUUCCUCAAGGCUGCCGACCUGAUUUCGACCAAGUACCGCUACGAUAUCAUGGCUCUGACCAUGCAUGGCCAGGGCAAGAACGCCUGGCAGGCGGAGAUCGACUCUGCUGCCGAGUUGAUCGAUUUCUUCCGAUUCGGUGUGAAGUAUGCCGAGGAGCUCUAUUCCCAGCAGCCUGUUCACCACGCCCCUGGUGUGUGGAACCGUCUUGAGUACCGCCCUCUGGAAGGGUUCGUUUAUGCGAUCAGCCCCUUCAACUUUACUGCGAUCGGCGGCAACUUGGCCGGUGCGCCCGCUCUGAUGGGUAAUGUUGUGCUUUGGAAGCCCUCGCCUUCGGCUAUUGCUUCCAACUGGCUCGUGCACCAGAUCCUCCUCGAGGCCGGCCUGCCCAAAAAUGUUAUCCAGUUCGUGCCUGGUGAGGCGGAGGAGGUCACCAGCACUGUCCUCAACCACAAGGAAUUCGCUGCUCUCCACUUCACCGGUAGCACUGAUGUCUUCCGUAUGCUCUAUGGCAAGAUCUCUCAGGGUGUGGCGGAUGGCAAGUACCGCAGCUACCCUCGCAUCGUUGGCGAGACUGGUGGCAAGAACUUCCACCUGGUCCACAAGUCUGCCGAUGUGCGCAACGCCGUGGUCCAAACCGUCCGCGGUGCCUUUGAGUUCCAGGGCCAGAAGUGCAGCGCCACUUCCCGUGCCUACAUUCCCGCCUCUAUUGCCGAUGAGUUUGUUAAGCAGCUGGUCGCUGAGGUGAAGCAGCUCAAGGUUGGCGAACCGUCCGACUUCUCCAAUUUCUGUGGCCCCGUUAUCCACGAGGGCUCCUUUAACAAGCUUGCUGGUGUUAUCGAGGAGGCCAAGAACGACCCCGAGCUUGAGCUGCUUGUCGGUGGCACCUACGACUCCUCCAAGGGAUGGUACAUUCAGCCCACUGUGUACCGUACCUCCAACCCCGAUCACCCUCUCCUGUCGCGUGAGCUUUUCGGCCCUGUCAUCGUCAUCCACUCGUACAACGACGCUACCGAGGCCGACUUUGUUGAGAUUUGUGAGAAGAUCGACACCACUGGUACCUAUGGUCUGACCGGCUCGGUGUUCGCUCAGGACCGGGAGGCGGUGCAGGUUGCUGAUGACCAUCUCCGCAAUGCUGCUGGUAACUUCUACAUCAACUGCAAGAGCACUGGUGCCGUUGUUGGCCAGCAGCCCUUCGGUGGUGGCCGUGCCAGCGGUACCAACGACAAGGCUGGCAGUGCUAACCUGCUGUCUCGAUUCGUGAGCUUGCGCUCGGUUAAGGAGGAGUUCAUCCCAACCUACACCGUUUCCUACCCUAGCAACGCCAACUAA